Molecule: messenger RNA, 804 nt
Organism: Emys orbicularis (European pond turtle)
Lineage: Eukaryota; Metazoa; Chordata; Testudines; Emydidae
Product: lens fiber major intrinsic protein-like
Exons: 4
Coding region: 1-804 (267 amino acids)
Biological process (GO): water transport; transmembrane transport
Cellular component (GO): plasma membrane; apical plasma membrane
Molecular function (GO): water channel activity
Source: RefSeq, a predicted model, not a curated record
AUGCCCCCCGCCAUGUGGGAGGUGCGCUCCCCCUCCUUCUGGAGGGCCGUCUUCGCCGAGUUCUUCGCCACCAUGAUCUACGUCUUCUUCGGGCUGGGGGCCUCGCUGCGCUGGGGGGUCGGGCCCCUCAACGUGCUGCAGGUGGCCCUGGCCUUCGGGCUGGCCGCGGCCACCCUGGUGCAGGUGCUGGGCCACGUCAGUGGGGCCCACGUCAACCCGGCCGUCACCUUCGCCUUCCUGGUGGGCGCCCAGCUCUCCCUGCUCCGCGCCGUCUUCUACAUGGUGGCCCAGGUGCUGGGCGGGGUGGCCGGGGCGGCCGUGCUCUACGGGCUCACGCCGGCCGCCAUCCGCGGCAACCUGGCACUCAACACGAUCCACCCCGGCGUGACCCUGGCCCAGGCCACCACCGUGGAGAUCUUCCUGACGCUGCAGUUCGUCCUCUGCUUCUUCGCCACGUACGACGACCGGCACAACGGGCGCGUGGGCUCGGUGGCGUUGGCCAUCGGCUUCUCCCUCGCCCUGGGACACCUCUUCGGGAUGUACUACACGGGAGCCGGCAUGAACCCUGCGCGGUCCUUCGCCCCCGCCGUCAUCACCCGCAACUUCUCCAACCACUGGGUGUACUGGGUCGGGCCCAUCCUAGGGGCCACGCUAGCCGGCCUCCUCUACGACUUUGUCCUCUGCCCCCGCAUGCGGGGCCUGGCCGAGCGGCUGGCCAUCCUGAAAGGCGAGCAGGUGGCAGAAGGCCAGGCCCCCCCGGAGCCUCCCGGGGAGCCCAUGGAGCUGAAAACGCAGGCGCUAUAA